UCCGUUCCGUCUGUACAAUGCGACUUUUCCUGGUGCUGGUGGCCGCGCUAUUGCCGGCCGUGAAUCAUGUCCACGCUCAGGAAAACCUGACAAUCGAUACGGAUAUGCUAAGCAAGCUGGUGUCCCCCCCAUCGGUCUACUCGCGCGUCAUUGGAGGCGAGUAUACGACCAUCGAGAAGCUGGGUGGCUACCUGGUGGCCAUGCGCUACCGCAACGACUUCAUUUGCGGAGGCGGUCUGCUCGCGAGUCGCAUAGUCCUCACUGCGGCCCACUGCUUCCUUGGGCGCGAAUUGGUGCAAAGGUGGGAGGUACAGGCGGGCAUCACGUCACUGAGCCAGAACGGCCAGCGCGUGGAGCUGGCUGAGUACAUCUCGCCCAGCGCCUUCCGCGAGCAAGACAUGCACAUGGAUGUGGCACUGGGCCUGCUUUCGAGGCCCGUCUGGGGCAGGAAUAUAAUGCAUCUGAAGCUCUGCACGACCAAGCUCACGUUCGGCCUACAGCUGACCGUCGCUGGAUGGGGUCUAAUCAAUGCCAAAGCCAGUAAUUACCAGACUCAUCUGCGAAAGGUCAAUGUGCCGAUCCUAAACAGGAAACAAUGCUUAGCCACCUACAUGGAUACAGUCAACCUGACGGACAGCAUGUUUUGCGCGGGAGUGCUGGGCAAGAAGGACGCAUGCACCUUCGACUCGGGCGGUCCUUUGGUCAUCAAUAAUCAGGUUUGUGGCAUCGUUUCGUUUGGCAUUGGAUGCGCCAGCCCAAAGUAUCCCGGUGUCUACACAGAUGUCAGCUUUGUCAAGCCGUUCAUUCAAAGGACCAUGGCGGUUUUGUUGAAGAAGAGAUAGACGUCAAAUUCGAUUUGUAGCUAAGACUUAUCGAUCGUUCCGAGUGGCCAGGGCGGGUAUUACUUUACCUUCUGCUGUUCCAUACUUAUUCGAUAUAUUGAUCAAGUAUAUAGCGAUUAUAUAGACAAGGAAUCUUUGCUGUUAA
Molecule: messenger RNA, 987 nt
Organism: Drosophila persimilis
Lineage: Eukaryota; Metazoa; Arthropoda; Insecta; Diptera; Drosophilidae
Product: seminase
Exons: 2
Coding region: 18-842 (274 amino acids)
Biological process (GO): proteolysis
Molecular function (GO): serine-type endopeptidase activity
Source: RefSeq, a predicted model, not a curated record